UCCCGCUUUUGAAAAAAAAUAUUAAAAAAUUCCACAAAAUUCGUAUGAAUCUCUCUCUCUCUCUGGUUUAUCCACUCUGGUCUGUCUCUGAGACUAGAGUGAGCGGCGGAAGCUGAACGUCGUGUUCCGACAUUUGAGGCUUGCUUCCUGGCUGUGAAAUGGUAUUAAGAGCUUUUUCCUAAAAGAAAUGGCCAUCGGCGGUUUAAUUUCGAACCGGAAUUUCGAGGCUCCAAUGUUGGCAGGAAAAUUUUGUCAAAGUGAACAUGUAAUUUCACGUCAGAGAGGAGGGCGUACAGGUGUUGCUCUUGCUAUACCCCAACAUGGACAUGUGAAUAUGUUCUACCAACACUUGGGCAGUCUGCGUAAAAAGAUUUCUGUAUCUAGAUGCUUGUAUGGAUCAUUUCUUCAUGCUCAGGCUCCCUCAGACAGGAAAAUUCCAAAGUCAGGAACAUUGCAUGAUGAAGGGAAGCAUGCUUGUUCAUUUCCCUUACCAACAAUUUGUGGCCUCGAAGUUAGGCAAAGAAUCUGUGGACAGUGUCGAUGCUAUCUUUCUUCAGAUUCAGCUUGGAGCAGUCCCACUCAACCAAGAGAGCGGAAUACAUUUAGUGGAGAUUCUGAGCAUGUUAAGAGAUCAAAAGGGACCUGUGCCUAUUUCAAGUCCGAGGAGAACGAAAUAACAGAUGCAAGUGAAGCUGUUUUAGCAGAAGGAAAUGUGCAGAAAGUAUCUCCUUGGUGGGAGCAGUUUCCCAAGCGUUGGGUGAUUGUACUGCUUUGUUUUACCGCAUUUCUAUUGUGCAACAUGGACCGUGUUAACAUGAGCAUUGCUAUACUUCCAAUGUCGAAGGAGUUUAAUUGGAACAGUGCAACAGUCGGAUUAAUUCAGUCCUCCUUUUUCUGGGGCUACCUACUUACACAGAUUGUUGGAGGCAUAUGGGCAGAUAAAAUUGGUGGGAAGCUAGUAUUGGCUUUUGGAGUGGUCUGGUGGUCUGUAGCAACAAUUUUGACACCUAUUGCAGCAAAAAUGGGGCUUCCAUUUUUGCUUAUCAUGCGUGCUUUUAUGGGAAUUGGCGAGGGUGUUGCUAUGCCUGCAAUGAAUAAUAUGCUUUCUAAGUGGAUUCCGGUUUCAGAGAGAAGCAGAGCACUUGCACUAGUAUACAGCGGCAUGUAUCUUGGUUCUGUCACAGGGUUAGCCGUCUCUCCUGUUCUUAUCCACAACUUUGGGUGGCCAUCAGUGUUUUACUCAUUUGGCUCUCUUGGAAGUAUCUGGUUUGCAUUAUGGAUAAGUAAAGCAUAUAGCUCACCCAAAGACGACCCAGAACUUAGUGUAGAGGAAAAAAGGCUUAUCUUGGGUGGCAGCGUAUCGAAGGAACCUGUUUCAGUCAUUCCUUGGAAACUGAUUUUAUCAAAAGCACCCGUGUGGGCUCUUAUAAUCUCCCAUUUCUGCCAUAAUUGGGGAACAUUUAUUUUAUUGACAUGGAUGCCUACUUACUACAACCAGGUUUUGAAUUUCAACCUUACCGAGUCUGGGCUAUUGUGUGUCUUGCCAUGGUUGACUAUGGCUGCUUUUGCUAAUAUAGGAGGAUGGAUUGCAGACACACUUGUGAGCAGAGGUCUUUCCAUAACAGCAGUUCGUAAGAUCAUGCAAUCAAUUGGGUUUUUGGGCCCAGCCUUCUUUCUUACGCAGCUGAGCCAUGUUAGGACACCUGCGAUGGCUGUGCUAUGCAUGGCGUGCAGUCAGGGAUCUGAUGCAUUUUCACAAUCUGGUCUCUAUUCCAAUCACCAAGACAUUGGACCUCGUUAUUCUGGAGUAUUGUUGGGACUGUCGAACACGGCUGGAGUGCUUGCUGGUGUCUUUGGUACAGCUGCAACCGGCUACAUACUCCAACGAGGUUCUUGGGAUGAUGUAUUCAAGGUGGCUGUUGCAUUGUACAUACUAGGCACAUUGGUCUGGAACCUCUUUUCAACUGGAGAAAGAAUUCUUGAAUAAAAAAAUUCAAGAAUAGCAGGAAAAUUAAGUUGCAAGUAACUAUGGAGAUUGGCACCUGAAGAGUCGGAAGAAAGAUACAAUACCAAGCAUGAGCAACACCUGCAAGGGCAAAACCCUGCUGCAGUGACAAUCGAGGCUUAAGAUGCUGCCGUAGAAGAUUUUAUACCAAAGUUUUGAGGCUUUUAUUUGCUCUGACAACUUCUGGUUCGACCUUAAACACCUUUUUCACAGAUUAAUACCACUUUCUCUCAUAUUUAGAUUGUGUUAAAGCAGAAAACUUAUGGGUAAUUUGCACCCAUAAACCCAAAGUAAAUUUCAUUGAAGGGAUCAACCUUAUAACAAA
Molecule: messenger RNA, 2330 nt
Organism: Juglans microcarpa x Juglans regia
Lineage: Eukaryota; Viridiplantae; Streptophyta; Magnoliopsida; Fagales; Juglandaceae
Product: ascorbate transporter, chloroplastic-like
Exons: 11
Coding region: 188-1987 (599 amino acids)
Biological process (GO): transmembrane transport
Molecular function (GO): transmembrane transporter activity
Source: RefSeq, a predicted model, not a curated record